AUGGGUCCUGUUUGGCUUCUUUAUGUGCUCCCAUCCCUCCUCAGAGCGCAGGUGACUCCAGACUUCACACCAGGAGUCACGAUGGAGGCGGACAACAGCACGAACUUUUUAACAAACAGCACAGGACCCCCAGAGACCUCCACCAGCCCCUCCAGUUCCUUCAGACACCCAGAGCCUACUGGGUUUGCAGUGUUGCCUUCAGAAGCUCCCACCGAGGAGGAAGAUGACUGGUCACCAGCAGAGGUCUUCAUGUACACUGGAGAACCCUCCACUCUGGAAGUGGCCCGCUGCUCACGGGCGUACAGCCCACCGGGGCAGACCGGAUCCCUGCCCGUCAGCUUCAGUGUCCCCCUUCGGCCAGCUUUGGAUGCGCUGGCCAACACCGCCAACUUCCUGAACAUGAUUUUCCAGGCCAGUGACCUGCGGGAAAGCACCGUGCAGGAGGACAUGGAGUGGUACCAUGCCCUGGUCCGCGCCCUCUUAGAGGCCGACGUGCUCAUCCAGCGGGCCCUGCUCACCUUCGAUGCCGACCCGACUUCCCCGGUGCCGCAGCUGGUGCUCCGUGCCUCCCGCAACCCGACGGCCAAGGUGCAGACCAUCAUCCUCCAGGACUUAUCCAAAGCCUGGAAGAGCCUGCACCCGCCUGCCCCAGCCCCCGACGACAGCUGGUUCACAAGUUUCAAAUUCCCAGAGUCCAGCCAGUCGAUGUCAACCCUGUCCAAGCGGGUGCUAUUCAAUGAUCUCAGCACCUUGGACACACCCAAGUGGAGGCAGGGUGACAGCUAUGUGACCAAUCGCAGCGGGGUGCGCUGGGCCAGUUCCCCCUUCCUUGACUGUAAGGACGAGCGCUUUGUGCCUGGCUGGAUGCUCACCCUGUCCACAUCCUUUUAUGGCCUCAAGCCUGACCUGACACCAGAGUUCAGAGGUGUAAUCCGUGUGGAUGUCAACAUUCAAGACAUCGACCUGAACCAGUGUGCAAAAGGAGACGGCUGGUUUGCUGAUAGUCACGAGUGCAACCGCACCACCAUGGAGUGUGUACCAAUUCCUGGCCGGGGUUUCCGACUGGGUCAGUACUGCUGCCGCUGUAAAGAGGGUUACUACAACCCUGAAAUGGCCCCUCAAGACCGAGGUGUAGAUGCAGAUGGUGGCCCUGUGAACAGGAGUGAUGGCGGCGGUGUGUGUUACCCAAACAUGCCCAUUUGUCUCCCAUGCUGGCCGGGCUGUAAGAGCUGUCAGGAUGGCGCCCCGUGCUUGGUGCAGGAGGCCUGGCUUCUCAGGGCAAGCGUGUUGGCCAUCCAGGGUGUCUUCAUGUUCCUCAUCUUCGUCAGCAUGCUGGUGGCCUACAGGCAUCGUCGAAACCGGAGGAUCCGGGCGUCCGGCCUCCUGCUGCUGGAGACAAUCUUGUUCGGCUCUCUGCUCCUCUACUUCCCGGUCUUCAUCAUGUACUUCAAGCCGAGUACGUUCAGGUGUAUUCUGCUCCGCUGGGUCAGAAUGCUGGGCUUCUCCAUCGUGUACGGCACAGUCACACUGAAAAUGUACAGGGUGCUGAAGGUGUUCCUCUCACGCACGGCCCAGAGAGUGCCCUACAUGUCCAGCCUCCACCUGCUGAGGAUUCUGGGAGUGAUGCUGAUGACGGUCAGCUGGUUCCUGUGUGCGUGGACAGUGGGUGUCCUCCAGAACCGCGACAGGAACAUCCCAGUGUUCAUCACAACCACCACGUCAGACGGCCAGGGGUUUAACCUGUGUUACCUGGACCGCUGGGACUACAUGAUGGCUGUGGCUGAGCUUCUGUUCCUAUGCUGGGGCAGCUCCUUGUGGACCGCCGUCAGGCCGGUCCCCUCAGCCUUUCACGAGCCUCGCUACAUGGGCAUCGCCAUCCACAACGAGCUGCUUCUCUCCACCAUGUUUCACCUGUUCCGAUUCACCUUUCCCUCUCUCCAUCCUGAUUGGAUGUUGCUGCUCUCCUUCACGCACACCCAUGUGACCAUCACUGUCACACUCGCCCUGCUCUUCAUUCCGAAGUUUCUUUAUGUGUCUAAGCCUGGGAGGGAGGAGAUUGCUGCAGAGGUGUAUGAAGAUGAAGUGGACCUUCGCCGUUCUGGCUCGUACCUCAAUAGCAGUUUUCACUCUGCUUGGAGUGAGCACAGUGUGGACCCGGAUGACUUUCGGGAUGAACUGAAGAAGUUAUACGCCCAGUUAGAAGUCCACAAGACCAAGAAGAUGACCACAAACAACCCUCAUCUGUCAAAGAAGCGAAGUUCUCGAUGUGCAUUGGGUAGAUCCAUUAUUAGACGCAUUGCUGAGAUCCCAGAGACCAUGAGCCGGCAGUGUAGCCGUGAGGAGAAAGAUGGAUCCUUCCACAGAAGGAGUGUGAAUCAGUCUGACUCUUUCAGGAGGACCCCAGAUACAGUAUCAAUCAGUAUCAGUUACAGAAGUUCAAUGAAGACACCAUCACCAUCCAUGCGCAAGUCCCAAAGUGAUCAUCACUAUGUCAGAGAAAGAGAGUCUUCUUUGUGUGACUCCAUGUUAAAGGCCAACACUGCGAAGAGAUCUUCCCGGCGAUCUGAGACGGAUUCAUUGGAUAUUCCACCUGGGGUCUGCAAGUCAGCCAGUGCCCAAAAUCUGUCAAUUGAUACCAAUCUCCUGCAUCCUGAUCACACCAGGCUUCAUAAGUCCUGGAGUCUAACCUCGACAACCACACAUUCUAUGGAGAACAUACCUAAGGUUAACAGAGCCAGCACAGUGCUGACAAGGUCUAGGCAGAGCGUAUCCAUUGGUGAGCAGACCAGGAGUGCUCUCCAGUCAGAGUCAUUUGACAAGGCUGAGGUCUGUCCUUGGGAGGUGGAGCCAGAACAUUCAGAGGACAAGAACCAGAAGCAUGUCACCUACGCAAACUCAGAGGAUGAUGAAGUAAAAAGACCACCAUCUCCACAGGCACUUAUCUGUCCCUGGGACCAUUUACCACCUGUAGAGAAUAAUCCUUCAGAGAAUAAAGGUGAAACUGAGUCCCCCAAACCACAGGCCACUGUGUCUGCAAGUGCACCAGGGUCUCCAAGACCAAAGAUCACAAAAGAUCAACGUGUUUUCUCCUUCCGCACCACCACCAGUAAAUGGCUCUCUGUGAAAUCAAUUAUGGGAUCCAUGGAUGCAGGAAGCAAGUCCAGUAAGGAUGGAAGUUUACAUAAAGAGGAUUCUGUUUCACAGAAAAGUCAGGAAAGUGCUUCCACAACACCAAGAUCGGGAACAUCUAGUAGACGUCCAAGCAUGGAAAAGAGGUCACUGCAGAAAAGAAGUAUGACAACAACAGAAGGAAAACCAUGCCUUGUGAAGCAAAAUGCCAUCAGACUGUCCUCUGGGGAUUCUUCUGACAGAAGCCCAAGAAGGCUUGUGAUUGUAAAAUCUGCUGUCCACCCUUGGGACAUGGACGAUAUGCAAAAAGAUGGCACUUACGAAAAUGUGUUUUUAUCAAGGCAGAACAGCAAACGAAGUAGUAUAAGUUCUUGGGAAACUGUCAGCAGCUGUAGAACUCCUUCUACUCACAGAAGAGGUAGUAAUCGAAUUACACCAGUCCGUAAUGUUUCCCAUGCAGAUGUGUGUCCAUGGGAUGGAGCUGGUACUUUUCAGGAAGGAGAGGGACUAAAGAAGCAGCAGAGCAUUAAAGCAGAUGUCUGCCCUUGGGAAUCACAGGUAUCUGAACCAUCUAAUGUAUGUCCAUGGGAAUCUCAAGACCAAGGGAAUGUAAGAAAACAAGCAAGUGCCCAUGGUAACGUGUGUCCUUGGGAAUCUCAGGAUAUUCCUGUUAUUUAUCAGAAAAACCUGUCCAGAGAUUCACAGGCACAGCAGUCUUUGAAACGUGCAGCAGACAUAUGUCCAUGGGAGACUGCAGAGACUUCCAAACCUUCAAUAAGGUGUGAUAAUGAAUAUGCAAAUGUGUGUCCUUGGGAUGUUCAGGACAAGGGUGAAGUUGUAUAUGAAAACCUAAAUCCGCUGGAGACAAAGGGAACGCUGACAGUGCCGUUUCGACAAGAAGUUAUGAAAGCUGCAGUCUACCCUGGUGCAUCAAAGGAAAGUUUCAGUAAUGAGCAACAGUACCAUGCACAAUCGCCUGCCCUGCAUUUGGGUCAGCAAGUAAGCAAGACAACAGAAAGUUGCCCAUGGGAUUUCCCUGAUCCCCCCAAAAUCACGGCAAACAUUUGUCCUUGGGAAGAAGGGAACACAGAGCCAACAAACACAGACUCAACUUCACAAAUCACCACAAAGCUAGCUGUUUGUCCCUGGGAGACAGGACAUCAAGGCAAUCCAGAAGACUUGCAAAAAGGUGUCACGCCUGUGAAAGUUGCGUCCAUACAGACUGAAGUGAACGACAGUGCAAGAGUGAACAUUUGUCCCUGGGAAACUGAGCCUUCUGAAAAAAACACAGCUACCAAGAUGGUGUCACAAGGAUGGGAUAGUGGCACACCAGAAUCAGGAAAGCCAGACACCCCCAAAAUAUCAGAGAGUCAUAUAAGGCAAAACACAGCUCAUGCAAAUGUUUAUGUUUGUCCAUGGGAGACAGAAGAACCAAAAGUCCUCACAAAGCAAGAUAGUGCUCGGGCAGAUGUUUGUCCAUGGGAGACAGAAGAACCAAAAGUCCUCACAAAGCAAGACAGUGCUCGCACAGAUGUUUGUCCAUGGGACACAGAAGAACCAAAAGUCCUCAAAAAGCAAGAUAGUGCUCGGGCAAAUGUUUGUCCAUGGGAGACAGAAGAGCCAAAAGUCCUCACAAAGCAAGAUAGUGCUCGGGCAGAUGUUUGUCCAUGGGAGACAGAAGAACCAAAAGUCCUCACAAAGCAAGAUAGCGUUCGAGCAGAUGUUUGUCCAUGGGAUACUGAAGAACCAAAAGUCCUCACAAAGCAAGAUAGUGCUCGGGCAGAUGUUUGUCCAUGGGAGACAGAAGAACCAAAAGUCCUCACAAAGCAAGAUAGCGUUCGAGCAGAUGUUUGUCCAUGGGAUACUGAAGAACCAAAAGCCCUCACAAACCAAGAUAGCGAUUGGGCAGAUGUCUGUCCAUGGGAAUCUAAGGAUCCACAAACCUCAAUCCAAAGCAAAGUUGAUAUUCCCAACAGUGACAAUGAUGGAGUCACAAAGGACCAGGGGCCACUCAGUGUAGAAGAGACUCCAGCUAGUAUCAGCACAGAACAGAUAGAUGAGUCUAAAGAAAACUUAGCCCUGGGUCGCCGUGAUGCUUUGUGUCCCUGGGAGAUGGCAAGGAGCAGAUCUGGAUCAUUCACAGACAAUGCCUCGGACGUUUUUACAUGGGAGCCUGAGAAUAUUCCUGAGGAAGAUGAAGAGGAUGAUGCAGAAUGUGCUGCUGAGGCGCUCGUAUUCCCACCUGACUUGUGA
Messenger RNA from Chelmon rostratus (copperband butterflyfish), 5382 nucleotides. RefSeq names its product G protein-coupled receptor 179 (gene gpr179). Gene Ontology annotation, molecular function: G protein-coupled receptor activity. Gene Ontology annotation, cellular component: membrane. The transcript is spliced from 12 exons. The record is from RefSeq and is a predicted model, not a curated record. Lineage: Eukaryota; Metazoa; Chordata; Actinopteri; Chaetodontiformes; Chaetodontidae. Bases 1 to 5382 code for a protein of 1793 amino acids. Gene Ontology annotation, biological process: G protein-coupled receptor signaling pathway.